AGGCUCAAGGAAAGAAUGGUGGCGACAUGGACGGUGGAGGAAGAAAUGACCACAAUGAGGCAACGUUCAGGCGCAGAAAUGAGAAAGAAGCUGGAAUGGUACGAUCUGAUGGCCAUGGGAGUUGGAGGAAUGCUUGGAGCAGGAGUUUUUGUGACCACGGGCACCGUUGCCCAUCAAAAUUCGGGCCCUGCAGUCGUGUUGUCCUACAUCGUUGCGGGCGUCUCUGCAUUGCUCUCAGCUUUCUGUUACACGGAAUUUGCAGUAGAAAUGCCAGUCGCAGGAGGUGCAUUCAGUUAUCUGCGCAUCACAUUUGGCGAAUUUGCGGGAUAUUUUGCUGGAGCUAAUCUUGUGCUCGAGUACGUGUUGUCUAAUGCUGCGGUUGCCCGCAGUUUUACCUCGUAUUUCUCUAAUAUCUUUGGUGUUAGCAAUGGAGAUGCUUGGCGAAUUAGAGCUGAGGGCUUGGCUGAUGGUUACAAUAUGCUCGACUUUCCGGCAGUCGCUCUGGUUAUGUUGUUGACUCUAUGCAUUUGUCGCAGCACAAAAGAGAGCUCUGUUGUGAACAUGGCGGCAACUCUGUUCCACCUGCUCAUGUUUGCAUUUAUCAUUGUUGCCGGAUUUGCUAAUGGGCACUUUCACAACCUGACAAGGCCUUCAGGAUUCGCUCCUUACGGCGCCAAAGGAGUUUUCGAAGGAGCUGCAAUCGUUUAUUUUAGCUAUAUUGGGUAUGAUUCAGUAUCAACUCUAGCAGAGGAAAUAAAGCGUCCGGCCCAGAGCCUUCCGCUCGGUGUUUCGGGCUCUGUUAUUAUCGUUUCUCUGGUCUACUGCCUGGUGGCCCUCUCACUCUGCGUUCUUGUGCCUUAUGAUCAGAUAAGUACAUCGGCGGCUUUCAGCGAGGCGUUCAAGAAAUCAGUGGGCUGGAGGUGGGGCUCAAACGUGGUGGCAGUUGGGGCUGCAUUGGGAAUAUUAACGUCGCUUCUGGUGGCCAUGCUUGGGCAGGCCAGGUACUUGUGCGUGUUUGGGAGAGCUCAUUUAAUUCCCUCAUGGUUUGCACGAGUCCAUCCCAAAACAGGCACGCCAAUCAAUGCCACUCUUUGUCUAGGAUUUUGUACAGCAGCAAUUGCCUUGUUCACAGAGCUGUCAAUUGUACUCAACAUGAUUUCAAUUGGAACUCUUGUGGUAUUCUACGUUGUGGCCAAUGCUCUCAUCUACCAUAGACAUGUUCACAAGGGAGCCACGAAGCCCUUGCCUACACUCGCAUUUCUAACACUCUUUUCAUUAAGUGCCACUGGAUUUGCACUCUGUUGGCAGCUAGAGAAGCACGGCUUGUGGGGUUUGUUAACAUUUGGCAGCCUUUCGGUUCUACUCAUCACUGCUUUCAAAUUGACUGUGCCCAUUGUACAUCACCCAAAAGACUGGGGAGUUCCACUAAUGCCAUGGUUUCCAGCAGCUUCCAUAUUCCUCAAUGUCUUCUUGCUAAGCACUCUAGACAGGUGGUCCUAUGCCAGAUUUGGCCUAUGGACCAUAUUUCUACUCUUUUUCUAUAUCUUUUUCAGUGUGCAUGCAACCCACGAUGCCGAGGCGAGCUCUAAACAAGACCAUGCAACAACCAUGCAAGACGUCCACAACAAGGACGUGGGGGUCUCAACUGGUAGAGAUGAUCAAUGUAAUUCAGAGAGUCGACUUGAGUAG
Messenger RNA from Cryptomeria japonica (Japanese cedar), 1689 nucleotides. RefSeq names its product cationic amino acid transporter 6, chloroplastic-like. Bases 16 to 1689 code for a protein of 557 amino acids. Gene Ontology annotation, molecular function: amino acid transmembrane transporter activity. Gene Ontology annotation, cellular component: plasma membrane. The record is from RefSeq and is a predicted model, not a curated record. NCBI's taxonomy places the organism in Eukaryota, Viridiplantae, Streptophyta, Pinopsida, Cupressales, Cupressaceae. Gene Ontology annotation, biological process: transmembrane transport; amino acid transport. The transcript is spliced from 5 exons.